This is a messenger RNA of Eleginops maclovinus (Patagonian blennie), 9553 nucleotides long. RefSeq names its product A-kinase anchor protein 13 (gene akap13a). Lineage: Eukaryota; Metazoa; Chordata; Actinopteri; Perciformes; Eleginopidae. The transcript has 38 exons. Gene Ontology annotation, biological process: regulation of Rho protein signal transduction. Gene Ontology annotation, molecular function: guanyl-nucleotide exchange factor activity. The coding region runs from base 389 to 7306 and encodes 2305 amino acids. The record is from RefSeq and is a predicted model, not a curated record. Gene Ontology annotation, cellular component: plasma membrane.
CCCAUUGAUGAACAUUAGCUUAAGAUGUUAAUGCAUUUACAAGACAUAGAAGCUUGGAUAAGUUAGGGCGAUUUAACAACUGAAAAAGUACUUUAUGCAGCUUUAAAAAAAUGCCUUCCCAGUGCAAACAGGGCUUAUAAUAGCCCGGUGCAGACUCCUCCUCCCGAGUUGUCCUGGGAAACACUAACAACUGUGAGAAGAAACUGUGAGAAACUGGAGGAAAGUUCCUGUCUCUGCAGGUGUGGGACAUCCUGUCGCUCAUACGUUUUUAUUCAACAGGUAAAAGUUGUUUUUAAAGGACCAAAAACUGCCAGUCCAUCCACCGGGAGGAAUAUGAACAUGCGACCCAAAGCGGCUUCACUUCACUGAGAUCAAAGUGUCCAGGGACAUGAAACUCAAUCCAGAGCAAGCUCCUCUCUAUGGGCGGUGUGUUAUCACGGUUCAGCUCGCUGAUGAAGAGCUGGCGUUAGAUGAUGAGGGCGUGGACUACUUCCUGCUGUUCGCUGGCAGCACGCAGAGACACUUGACCAGCACCCUGAUGAGCAGCCAUGACACCCUGCAGGCGAUGUGUCCCGCGCACGACUGUUGCGAGGUGGUGUUGGUCACCCUGUGCUCAAUCAGCCGUGGCCCCCCCGAGGACCCUAACCCCUGCCCGGGUCCAGUGACUCUGCUGGGCGAGCAUCGAUUCAGAUUUGUCCAGGAUUUGGCUUUUGACAUGGCGCAGUUCCUGGUGAGCACUGCAGGCCGGGCGGACGGCCUGGAUGGCGCUCUGCUGCUGGAUGAGUGUCAGAUUCCCCUGCAGGAGUGCGAGCGUCUGGACGAGAGCCUGGCGCUGGCUCUGCACCACCUCGCUCUGCCGCCAGGAUGGAGCUUACUGGGCAACAAACUCACCAACAGCACUGACCUGGAUCCUCAGGAGACCCUGCUGCACUUCUCCGCACGCCGGGGUCUUUAUCGGGUCACGCACUUCCUGCUGAAGCAACCUGGAGCGAGAGAGGCUCUGCGAUUGGCCAACAGACAAGGCCACACCCCCUCCGCCGUGGCAGACCUGAGAGGACACGAACGCCUCGUCGAGCUCCUCGCACAGGCCGAGACGGACAAAGACACUGAGACCUUCCAGCCGGUGUGUACGGACGCACGAGUAGUUUGCCACCUCCCCCGGCUGAACACACACACUCUGACGCUGAGGAUACACCCCGUCCUUGACCCCCCGACCCUCCAGAGGAGCGUGGAGCAGCUGCUGCACCUGCUAAACCAUGUCCACGCCAAGGGGGUUUCUGUACUGGAGCUGCACUUUGAUUCUCUGCACACAGCGGACGAAUGUUGUGAUGGUGUCGAGGAGAUAACCUGUCAGGAGCGACUACAGCUGUCAGAGAGCCCGGAUACAACAACAGGAGGGAUCUGGGUGGAAAACUGCUCCUCGGAAAGCAGUGGCCGUGUUGAUUGUGGACACGGUGAGACUGAGAAUGCAGAGAGAGAGUGGAGCUUGUCUCUGAGUGAUCCGACGCCAGACACAAGGCCUCGGGAGCAUGGCCUCAGCCCCAGGUUGGACUGGGUGUGUCUCAGUUCAAACACUGCGAGAGAUUACUGCCAAGCAGAGCAGGAGGGAAGAGGGCAGCCUGUCGUUCCCACCCAGAGUUUGAGGAGUGAAGGAGCAGGAGGGGAAAGCCUCACUGUGGGAAUCUUUCUACCACCACCAGCAGCAGAAGGCAGUGAUAAACAGGCAGAGGAAACUGAUAGAGGGGAGGCUGUGAUCUGGGAAGGACAGGAGGCCAAGGAGGGAUCCGAGCAGGAAGCAGAGGAAAGCACAGUGAGAAAGAGGGAGGAGGACACUGAGUCAACAGAUCCCAUACCGCCCUGUGGAGACGUCAAAGCCUCAGUCAUGGGCCAGUCCCCGUCAUCAGAGGGUUCUGACGCCUCUGACUCUGAAAUGAAGGAGUGCUGCCAGGAGCUCUCUUUAGAGGAGGAGAAGGAGGAAGGGUUAGCAGAGCUUGUAUCCGACCGAGGGGACCUCCCCAGUCCACCGAUGAUAGACGGCGCUGAUGUAAUUGAGGAGCCUCAAUCUGCUCUCUCGAUAGAAGGCCUCCACGAGGGGGAACCUCCACCACACACAAACAGCCUGGAACAAAACCAGGAAACAGCUGGUCGGGAUUACGCCUCAGAGCAGCAGCAGCAGCAGGCUUCACACACUGGUCCUCAUUCUGGGAGUGCAGCGAGCGACGGGGAGCCAGACGAGGAGGCAGAAGCUUCCGGAUGCAGCGCUGAGAGUUUGUCCCUUGACGAACCUGAGGACACAGCUGAUUGCGUGGCUCCUGCUAACUCCAUGGAGGAUCUACGAGCUGAUCCAUCACCUGAUUUGAUCCCCAGGGAUACACAUACCGGUCAAGAUUCAGAGAUGAGCCAUGUCAUCUCCAGCGACGAUGACGGCAGUUUCCGAUCAGUGGGGAGCUCCACGACGGAUAUAUUCCUCCCAUCUCAGGAGAAUGCUAGUGUGGCGGAUCAGGGCUUGGUUCAGACUAAUGUAGAAGAUGUUCCCUCAGCAGGAUUACAGAUGGAAGAACCAGACGAUUCUAGAGAAGUUGAAGCCAAUAGACCAAUCGUGGUUCAGCUGGACACUGUGUCAUUGGCUGAGCCAGAACGUUUACCCAACUUAGAGACACUUGAGGGUUUGAAUCUUGAUGAAAGAGUAGAGGAACUUGCUGCAGAACUUCCCAAAGAGGAUUUAUUAUUGUCUGAAAGGGGAGACGCUCCGACGGCGGUCGAUGACACCGAACCUGAAGGGGCCACGGAAUCUGAAGUCAAUGCAGAAAUGGAGUGUUUUGCCUCAGAGGACAUAAGCAGCGUUUCAUUUGAAGCUAGUGCUUCUCCUACAGACGAAAGUGAACCAAUUAGCUCUGUUGAACAUCAGUCAAACAACACCAGUGAUGAAUCUGCAGCGGAAAGGAGUGGAGACGUGCAGCAGGGGCAACCCAAACAGGAUAAUUCAGAGAUGACAGCGGAUGAAAGGUCACCGGAAGAGGGAUUAAGGCACUCAGAGGAUCGGAUCAAUGCAUCUUUAUCCGUCGGAGUCACUCCGCUGAGCAGUGAAGCGUCCAGUGGACCUGAUGCUGAGGAGGAGACGGCUGGAAAUCCUCUCGACACAGUGGAUGGAGAACCACAAAGCCCCAGCGGUGCGGUUCAAGAGGGGGAAGUCAUGGUGUCUGAAGGAGCUGCAGGAGAGGGAGACGAUGAUGUCGCCCCAGAGGAAACGCACGGCUCCACGAUCCACCGAGACAGAGAGGCGUCGUUUCAUCAGCCGUGCAACGCUCCACACUCAGGUUCCUCACAGUCCUCAGAGUUUCCCAGUUUGCCCAGUAGAACCAGCAGCUGUCCCUCCAGCGCUCACAGAGACUCCGGCAGCGACAUCGAGAGCUUCCUGGGCGCAGAGCCGGGAUAUGACAGCGUCUUCAGAAAGAGCGAUGACCCAGUGACCGGAGCAGACAGCGCCAGCGAGGUCUCCGUCUCCUGCUCCUCCACCGACGACACCGCCAGCUCCAGCCUCGAGGGCAGCCAGGGCCUCGAAUGCAGCUGGAGCCCGGAAGAGAGCAUCCGGACCGGGGCGGCUGUCUCUGCAGGAGGAGGAGGAGAAGCUGAGGAAGAAGCCAAAGACAGGGUGACGGAGGUGCCGAGGCGCUCCUGUAUUCUCAGGAACAGCAUCCGCUCUCUGUCGCCGCUCCGCCGCCACAGCUGGGGUCCCGGGAAGAACAACGGAGGGGACGCCGAGAUGAACCACAGGAGCUACAGCUUGGAGGGGCUCAGUGAAGAGCUGAGGGGCCCCAUCACUGGUCAGGGGCCCCGGGUCCUGGAGCGUUCGAGGAUGCCCCGGCUCGACAUCGAUCACCGUGGCUCGCUGGUUUCUCUGAUCGAGGUGGAGGAGGAGCACAGCCGACUGCGUGACCCGCUGCAGAUGUCGAGGCGGUAUCGGCCCCUGAGGAACAGCUGUCCUACCAUGACCCUCCCUCUCACCAAGUCCGUGUCCAUGCUCGCCAUCAGCCAGAGAGACAUCGAUGGUAUGAGGUCGUUUUCCAGCGCCUCUGGGUCACUAGCAUACAGUAUAUCAGAGGAGGAGCCCGGCCCUCUGCGCAGCGACGCUGAUGAAAAGAGUACGACAAAAGUCAGCCGCACCUUCAGCUACCUCAAGAACAAGAUGUACAAGAAGACCAGGGAGAAGGAGAAACGGGAGAAAGACAAGGACGGGAAGGAGAAGGACAAGAAGGCGAUCAACGGGCAUCUGUUCUCCCCGGUGAGCCCGGGUCGGGGUCAGUGCGUCCAGUGCAGCAAGGCGUUCAACAGCAAGGAGGCCUACCUCUGCACACACUGUAACGCCUCGGUCCAUAAGAGCUGCAGGGACAGCCUUCCUGUUUGUGCCAAGGUGAAGAUGAAGUUGCCCAAGCAGCAGUAUGCAGUUCCAGACUCCGUGCCGUUCCCCACCGUCACCAUGAGGAACAAAUCUGGUGGGACGAGGGAGCGUCCGUGGUCAGCCAUCCUGUCUCCGGAGGACCACUCCUCCUCUUCCCUCGGGCUGUCGUCACGGAGAAACACCAGCAUCAUGGGCUUCCAUGGCAACAACCUGUCCAAGAGUCUCUCCAUUAGCAACAUCGCCGGUCCGGUGUUUGACGACAUCCCCAUCAGAGGCCUGCGGUACCUCUCCCAGUCCACGGACUCUCUGAACAGAACCAACCAGGUCACCGAGUCCAUGGAGUCACUCACUGACGAAGGGACGGAGAUGAUGGACGGACAGCUGAUGGGGGAGUUCGAGGCGGAGGCCAGAGAGAUGGAGGCCGACUCCUGGAGCCUGUUUGCAGAGCAGCAGUAUCUGAAGCAGCUGGACAAAGAGCUGGUGAAGAAGCAGGACGUCAUCUACGAGCUGAUGCAGACGGAGUUGCAUCACAUCCGCACGCUGCGCAUCCUGUCCGAGGUCUACAGCAAGGGCCUGCAGAAGGAGCUCCAGCUGGAGCUGCAGACGGUGGAGAAGCUGUUCCCCGUCCUGGACGAACUCCUGGAGCUCCACACCCAGCACCUCCUGCGCCUCCUGGAGAGGAAGAGGGAGAGCCAGCUGCAGGCCGGCAGCUCCGAGGGGGGGUUCAUCAUCAGACGGAUCGGAGACAUCCUGCUGGGACAGUUCUCAGGAUGCAACGGGGAGAACAUGAAGAGGAUUUACGGUCGAUUCUGCAGCCGCCACAACGAAGCUGUGAACCUUUACAAAGACCUGCUGACCAAAGACAAACGCUUCAAAGCCUUCAUCAAAAAAAAGAUGAGUAGCAGCAUUGUGCGGAGGCUUGGUAUCCCAGAAUGCAUCCUGCUGGUGACCCAGAGGAUAACGAAGUACCCGGUGCUGAUUCAGAGGAUGCUGCAGCACACAAGAGAGAGCGAGGAGGACCACAAGGACCUGGCGGCGGCGGUGCGGCUGGUGAAGGAGGUGAUCGCGGCGGUGGACAGCAAGGUGAACGAGCACGAGAAGCGCCGGCGGCUGAAGGACUUCCACGGCCGCAUGGACAGCAAGUCCAUCAUGAUGAUGAAGAGCGGCCAGAUGUUUGCCAGAGAGGAUCUGCUGAGGAGGAGGCUGAUCCACGACGGGGGGCUGCAGCUCAAGAACAUCCAGGGGAGGCUGAAGGAUGUCCACGCUCUGCUGCUAUCGGACAUCUUGGUCUUCCUCCAGGAGAAGGACCAGAAAUACGUCUUCUCCAUGCUGGACCAGCGCUCCACGGUGAUCUCCCUGCAGAAUCUGAUCGUGAGGGAGGUGGCCAACGAGGAGCGCGGCCUCUUCCUCAUCACAGCGGGCAUCGAGAAGCCGGAGAUGAUGGAGGUGCUGGCCAGCUCCAAGGAGGAGCGCAACACCUGGAUGCAGCUGAUCCAGGAGGCCAUGCAGUCCAUGGAGAAGGACGAGGAUGAAGGGAUUCCCAGCGAGACGGAGGACGACAAGAGACAGCAGGAGACAAAAGCCAAGGAGAUGAGAGCGCUGCUGAGGCAGAAGGACACGGAGAUCCUGUCUCUGCUGGAGGAGAAGGUGCAGCUCUUCAGGGGCAUGUGGGAGGGCCCGGGCCCCGGAGAGGAGGCCGGCCGGCCGGAGCAGCCCUUGUUCAGGUCGGCCUGCAGCCUGGAGACCCCCAGAGGGGCCGCCAUAAUGAAGGACGCCCUGCAGGAGGUGGAGACGUUACAGGGGCUGGUGAACGGCAGCCUGGGGGGGGCGAUGGCCAGCGUGCAGGAGGGCGGAGGCGCCGUGUGUUUGCCUCGCCGGGCCGAGACGUUCGGAGGCUUCGACAGCCACCAGAUGCACAGCAGCAAGAGUGCAGACGGGGACGACAGCGAGGACUCGGCGGGGGAUUUACGCCGGACGGAGUCUGACAGCGUUUUAAAGAAGGGAGGAAACGCCAACCUGCUGCUGCUGCUGAAGAAGAACAGUGAGCAGGUCCUGCACAGCGUCUCCAACCUGCACCUGCUGCUCAGCACUCUGCAGGCGGUGGUGGUGCAGCAGGACAGCUUCAUCGAGGACCAGCGGGCGGCCCUGAGCGAGCGCUCCUCCUCCUGCACCUCGCUGUCGCGGCCGUCCUCCCGCCCCAGCUCCCUGAUCGAGCAGGAGAAGACGCGCAGCCUGGAGAAGCAGCGGCAGGAGCUGGCCUCCCUGCAGAGGCAGCAGGCCGCCCACAACGAGGAGAGGAGGAAGAGGGAGAGGGAGUGGGAGACGAGGGAGGAGCAGCUGGUGGAGAGGGAGGGGCUGCUGCACGGACAGGAGGAGGAGGUGCUGCAGCAGGAGAAGGAUCUACAGGAGGAGAGGCAGGGUCUGCAGAGCAGGAAGGAGGAGUACCAGAGGGACCUGGAGAGGCUGAGGGACGCCCAGAGGAAACUGGAGAGAGACAGGGAGGCCGUGCAGCGGCAGAUCGAGAAGAUGGAGGAGGUCUGCCUGUCGGAGAUGUUUCUAACAGCCCCCCCUCUCCUCCAGAGGACUCCCUCCACAGCGUUGGAUGAUUCCCAGUUCCCCGGCGGCUCCCAGCCUCUGGAGCCGGACCCUCAGGAGCCGCUGCAGCCCCCCCGCUCCAAACCCAAAGGGAAAGGCCUGAACCCGUUCAGCUCGUCCUCCGGCAGCCUGAAGGGGAACGAGGCCAACCGGCAGAUCUCCAAGAGCCUGCUGCAGCUGGCCAAGAACAAGAGCAGGGAGGGCAAGGAGAAGGACAAGAAGAAGAAGAAGGGCAAAGGGGGGGGUCCGCAGACGGCAGACCCUCUGCACCUCCCUGAGCCUCCUCUGGACGGAGAGAUCUUCUUCUGCUAAGAGACAGUCCUUCUCCUCCUCCUCCUCCUCCUCAUCAUCAUCACAUCCCAUCCAGGAGAAUGUAUUCCCACCAAGUGCAAACAUCAGACUGCAGUCCCACCAGGCUCCAAGGCACCUUCUAAAUCCUCUUCAAACUGUAUUUUCUCCUGAAUCAUAACGGAGUGAAAUUCAACUUUUCAUGCAAGAAAGAAAAACGUUGAAUAAAUCCACUUCUAGCUUCUGGAAAGUCACAUAUUUGGGGGAUUUGUUGGUCAUUUGAACUUGGAAUACAUAAAUUAAGCAACACAGAAGCGCAGACGUUACCAAAUACCACUUGGAUGGAGACAUGAUUCCCAACAAGCUCCAUCCUUAUCCUCCCUUAUUGACCACAGACCAAAUCUGCCCGGCAACAACGUCUACUCACCAUUUAAGAGCAGAUUUGACUGAUUCUGCCUCCAGUUAGAGGGACAAAUGAAGUUUAAAUACCUCCAGUAAUCCUCAAUUAAGAUGUCUCUCCCUCGGUCGUUUCAAUUCCUUUGAAUAAUGGAUAUCUUCAAAUGUGUCUCCUUCUGCAGACUUACAGUAAUGAGAGGAUUGAGACGUAUCCCCCAGCAUCUAACGGCUCAGUUCAUAGAGGAUAGGAGCCUGAUCCUCUGCUUUAUCGGCCAGUCAAUGGGCUUUUAAGUCGAUGACGAGCGGGGCUUCCUUUCAUGUUUUAAUUGCAUGUCUCUGUGCAGGUAGCAUACUGAUAGCUCCCGUCUGCUAGCCUCACUCUCACUGCUCACGUUUUAAGGAGAUGGAAGCUGUUUAAGCAGAGAAAAGGGGAAGCUAAAGACACCAAAUGAUGUUCAGAACAUUUCAAAUGAAUCCGACCUCACGGUGAUGUGAAGCACUUUGGUCCUAAUACGUUUUAAGGUUGUUUUCUAUUUGUUAUCAGCGAUCAGUCAUCUUUGUAUUCUGAUUUAAUCCAGGGCACUGACGCUCAUGAAAAGAUGCUCCUUCCUGUCAACGUUCAAACUAAAGCGAAGACCAGUAGCUUUUAUGCAAAGUUCCAGAGGUCACCUGUCUUAAUUGUUUAGCUUGAUUGAAGCCCAGAUCGAGGGCACCACACACUGCCUGCUGGACAGGUAGGAAGUUAAAAUAAAGACCCUUCUCCCGGUGGUUCACAGAGCAGCGCCUCUUUUUGUCUCGUGUUUUAAGAGCUUGUUUGUGGACGAUUUGACUUCAUAUGUCCGGGCUGUUUUAUUAUAGUGUGUCUUCUUGAGAGGCUGAAAGGGCCAGCCAAUUAGCUGCUUCAUGGCUUUUGUUUAUGGCUUUGGUUUAAUCCUGUCCGAGAAACAGAGGAAUGGGCUCCUUUUGUGGGUGCGUUUUGUACGGUAGCCGACCCAUGCAUCCGUUACAACGACCCAAAACAUUUCCAUCGGAAGAAAAAUGCUUCCUUUCCAAACGAUACAAAACAAAAACACAUGCAAAUGAAGAAACAUGUUCCCCAACCUCACCAAACAUCACACACAGCAUUUUGUAUUUGUAGUGCUUUUAGUAAGCGCUGCUCUUAUUUCCUCAAGUUGGUGGAGAUGUUUCUUUGUUGAUUUAGGAAUAUUUGUGUUUGAUUGGAAACGUUUGGAUCAUUGGAGCACGUUUGCGCCUCUGAGCCACCGUAGUUUGACCACGAGGAAGCGCUGCACCCAUGACUAAAUCAAACAUCUAGAAAGCAUGAAACUAUUUCAGUUUUCUGACAUUUCCGCAAGUCAUCGACAUACGGAGAAAAUGAGACAAGCGUGGGCUCUGUGAUAUUUUCCCCGAGGCGUUUGUAACCGACUGGCGAAACAAAUAAGUUGUCAGGGACUGUAAUUGGUUAUUCAGUGAAUCCAGUCAGAGAAAAGAAAGCCACAGGACAAUCAGCAGACCCCCCCCCCCCUCCCUGCAGAGCCUUAAAUCUUGAAGAUUAAAUGAAAUGCACUAGCGUAGGACCCGCCGUUCCUCUGGACCGAUGAGGAGAGCUUUUAUACCUCUAGCUUUGAAACGACGAAGGAAAUGUUUGUACCGUAAAAGUGGUUUCAUUCCCAACACAUGUAAAAAAAUCAUUCAAAAAGGGCGAAAAUGUAAAUAUGAUUUAUGUAUAAAACCAAUCAAAUGUAAAAAAAAAGUGUUUGUUUGUGAUCUAUCGCAGCAUUUUGUAAGAAUGUUUAUUUAUGUUUUAUUCUCGCCCCAAAAGGCGGCGUGAUGUAAAGUCAUACUGCUCUCAUAAUAAAAAAAUCAUAACGGACA